UUUGUGCUGUUCUAAUCAUCUGGACAAUCCGGAACAGGUUUCGUCUCAGAACCCACACGGAGGAGAAGAGUAUCUCACAGCUAAGUAACAUGCGCAGGCCAUCGACCCAUUCGAUUCAUGCGUCCAAAGGAUCGAUUCAUGCGUCCAAAGGAUCGGUCCAUCUGUCCAAGGCGUCGGUGCACGCGUCCAAGGCGUCGGUGCACGCGUCCAAGGGGUCGUUGUAUGCGUCCAAGGCAUCGUUGCAGGCCUCCAGGGCAUCGGUGCACCCGUCAAGAGGAUCUUUGACAUCGCCCAGUCCAAUGGCUGACCUCCAUGUCAUGAACUCGAGCAAUAUUGGCGACAUGAGCAGCCUUAGCGGGAGCCUAGCGACUCGCACAGGAGCCGGUUUAGCAGUUCUGAGUCCCAUUUUAACCAGUGAAUCUGCAUUGCCGCAUACCACGACAGCAACCAGGUCUAUCACAAGGACGCCUUCUGUAUCGAGCAAGGGACCACGGCUCUUGAAAAGGAAGCCCCAGACGCCAGUGGAAGCUGUCUAUGCAAACGGCAUCCUGUUCCCGGACUACGACCCAUCUUGGAUGGAGGACUCGAACAGUGCCCCCCAUGCGUUUGAUGUGUUAUCGAACACCGAGAUCCCAUCUGAUCACGAAAUCCAUCGAGUGUACAGCUGCAUGAUGUACGUGGUGUGUAUUGGCAUCGCGUUACUCAUUGUCGUCUUGGGCGUUGUCGGUAUCUACGUGACCUACACAGGUGCAAAGAGCCAUGCGACAACGGCAACCAGCGAAGCGCCGCGUCUUGCCAUCAUCAUUUGCUACUCGGAUCCUGUGCGAGGCCGAGCUGCAUCAUUCAAGAUAGCGCAAAGUUGCAUCCAGUGCUGCACCCACCUAGUCUACGAUGGUAUGUACAGCGAUGCCAACGGAGACGUGACGCUGCGAGCGGUCCAGGACCAGAUCACAAGUGAUGAACUGAAUAGCUGGCGUGCCUUGAAGAAGCGCACUUCGCAGCCUCACGUGUACGUCGGACUUCGUUCCGAGAAUCCACUGGCAGAGACCGUAAAGAAGCCUGAAGCACUGAACCGCCUUAUGCAGUCGCUGCGCACAUCAUUCGCAGAAUGGGAUGGCGUUGCCAUCUUCUGGGAUGACAUCACCAGUACGGAUCCCAACCUGCACAAGUUCUUCUUUCAGACAUUGCAUGAUACUUUUCAAGGAACCAGCUUCGGAGUUUUAGCGCACAUUAUCCCCGCCGGACUGGAGAAGAACAACGUGGUGUACGACCUGGAUGCACUAGUCAAAUUCUCUACAGCAAUUGUCGUCCACACGCACGAAUUCGUCAUCCCGGGUAAAGCGUAUCCUCCUUGCAGCUUCGACAUGUCGGAGUCUUUGCCCGAAUCUCAGGACGUGAACUGGGUACAUGUGAUCAACGAGCUCCUUCAGCUUGACGCUAAAAUUGCACUCAAGCUACUUCCCACGGUGUCCACGCUCGGGAAGAAAUACACCCUCGCCGACGCUUCCAAAACCGACAUAGGCGAGCUCGUCACGGGAAGCACAAGCUUCAUAGCCCUGAGUGAGAUUUGUCCCCACUGGGCAGACUGGGAUCCGAAAUUCGAUCCGUCAACUAAAUGUGAAUACGGAUUUAACAACCAAGGGGAAUGGAUCGGCUUCGAAGGGAACCACAGCAUAGUAUUCAAGACGGAGCUAAUCAAGAAGAGAAAUUUCUACGGCAUCGCAGUCAUGGACAUCGAGAUGGACGACAGCGGCUACUGCAACAGCAGCGUCAAAAAUUACCUCCUCAACACGGUCCACAACGAACUUCACGGCACCGCGAAACAUUUGCACUAGUUCCCGUUAUCGAUUAUUAUAUUGCUAUUAGGAUAACCCUUUCUCUCUAUUUGAACGCAUUGUACUCUGUUGAAAUAGACGGCGGCAUAUAUGAAACAUGCAGCACGGCUCGGUUUGAAAAAAAAAAAAGAAAAACGAUAUAAUAUUGAGAGAGAUGAAGGUGUGUGUGUGUGUGUGUGUGUCUACCGUGAAAAAACACCUUCUGCCGUAAAUAAAGAAAUCGCGAGCAACUAUUACUUCCGUUAUGAGCAUGCCUUGUUGUGAAUUUCCUUUUGUUAUUCAUUCUUCGUUUACCAGCGGCAUAGCCGAAUGGGCUAAGGCAUCCGCUC
This is a messenger RNA of Ornithodoros turicata, 2164 nucleotides long. RefSeq lists its product as uncharacterized. NCBI's taxonomy places the organism in Eukaryota, Metazoa, Arthropoda, Arachnida, Ixodida, Argasidae. Gene Ontology annotation, biological process: chitin catabolic process; carbohydrate metabolic process. The record is from RefSeq and is a predicted model, not a curated record. The transcript is spliced from 14 exons. Gene Ontology annotation, cellular component: extracellular region. Gene Ontology annotation, molecular function: chitin binding; chitinase activity. Bases 90 to 1835 code for a protein of 581 amino acids.